CUCUCGUUUAAUGUUUGUUUAUAUGUCUCAUUGUAAAUAAGACGCGGUGACUGACGCACAGAGUAUUUUUAUAUUAGAGUAUAAAAAAAGUGUUAUUCAAGAUAUACGAACAAACGUUUAUUAAGGAGGAAAGUGAACAUGGAACUAUUUGAAGAAUUGAAGCUCAGCGUGACUAUAUCAUUACCAAUAUUAUUGUACUGGAUUUACUGGAGGUGGCAACACCGUCGGAUGCUAGAACUAGCGGCGCUGGUGCCUGGACCGCCAGCGUUACCUGUUUUAGGUAACGCUUUAAUGUUCAUGGCACAUCCAGAAGAACAACUGAUUAAAAUAGCGGAAUUAUUAAACAAGUACGGGCAGUAUGUAAAGUUUUGGCUGGGCUCGGAUUUGAAUAUUUGUGUAAAAAAUCCGGCUGAUAUUAAGUAUCUACUGACAAGUAACAAAGUGAACCAGAAAGGGCCGCUUUACGAGUUUAUGACGACUUUUAUUGGACGUGGAAUUCUGACAGGAGGACCGACAUGGCGCUUGUACAGAAAAAUAGCGACGCCGUCGUACAACAAGAAAUCAGUUAAAGUAUUCGGGGAUGUUUUUAAUCGAGAAGCAGAAUGUUUAUCAAAUGUUCUAUGUAACAAGGACCCUGCGAUUAUAUUUGAUGUUUACUAUGACGUCGUCAAUUGUACCACUCAAUGUAUAUGCCAAACGCUAAUGGGUCUUUCUAAGGAAGAAACAGAAAACAUUAAAAAUCUUAAUGAAGUCGUUACUAAGACGCAAAGCAUGUAUUCGUUAAUAUUUUCAAAAAUGACUCGAUGGUGGCUACAAAUACCAUUCAUUUACUGGGUGACGGGGAAUAAGGCGACAGAAAAAUACUUUUUGAAGAUAGUUGAUGAGAUGACGUCAGAUAUAUUACAAAAGAGACGAAACGCAUUACAACGUGAGACGGAGAUAGACGAUACUCUGGGAGUUGUUGAUAGAUUUAUAUUAAAUGGAUUGCCUGAUGAAGAAAUAAAGCUGGAAACGUUUAGCUUAUUUACAACAAGUCAAGAAGCGUCAGCGAAAAUAGCUUCUGCUGUCCUAUUGUUUUUAGCUCAUUUACCAGAAUGGCAGGAGAAAGUUCACAAAGAGGUCAUAGAAGUAGUCGGUCCCCAUGACGAGCACAUCACAGAAGAACAGUUGAAGAAACUCACCAAUUUAGACAUGGUCUACAAAGAAGUGCUACGGUAUAUGUCCAUUGGGGCCAUGAUACAGCGGACUGUUGAAGAGGAGAUCACCAUUAAUGAUGGUAAAAUUACUCUACCGACCGGCACCUCUCUUGUAAUUCCAAUCCAUGAAUUACACCGCGACGCUCAGUAUUGGGAGGAGCCUUACAAAAUCAAACCGGAAAGAUUCCUGCCUGAGAACAUUAAGAACCGGGACCCUAAUGCCUUCAUUCCUUUCAGCUUAGGACCUAUGGAUUGUUUAGGGCGAAUAUAUGCAACAACAUUAAUCAAAACUCUAAUUGUCAAGAUCGUACGGAGAGUGCAGCUAGAAGCAGACGGCCGAUUAGAAGAUUUAGAACUUCAUAUAGCUAUAUCUGUGAAAUUUGCCGAUGGGUACAACUUAAGGGCUAGAAAACGAAGAGCGAGUAACAGUUGCACAUUACAACAUGGAUAAAAAGUUUGACAUUUAAGCUUUGUUUGUAUUCGAAUUAUUACAAGAAAUAUAAAUUUUUUUUAAAUGUUAUUAACCUUUAACGGGGCGCACGAAAAUAAUUAUAUUGUUAGUAGCGCGGAGUAGCAGUUACCCCACGUUAUAAGGUUAUGAAAUGAAAAAAUAUUUUACUGAAUUAUUACCUACUCGUAUUUUAGAAAAAUGUCAAAUAACCCAAGAGAUAUAUUUGU
This is a messenger RNA of Nymphalis io (European peacock), 1874 nucleotides long. RefSeq names its product cytochrome P450 4C1-like. The record is from RefSeq and is a predicted model, not a curated record. Gene Ontology annotation, molecular function: iron ion binding; oxidoreductase activity, acting on paired donors, with incorporation or reduction of molecular oxygen; monooxygenase activity. Bases 139 to 1647 code for a protein of 502 amino acids. Lineage: Eukaryota; Metazoa; Arthropoda; Insecta; Lepidoptera; Nymphalidae. The transcript is spliced from 11 exons.